UACAAAGCGCAGUUAUUCUGAGUACCAGACUGAACUGGUCUGCAGGGUGAAACCUUCCACAGAGGUUGGCAUUAACAUGCAGCAAAAGUUGUGCACAGGCAACACAACGCUAUUUGUGGAGAAUGGCAUGGCUUGUGGCACAGGGGAACCACCAUUACCAUUCAGAUGCCCCCGUUGUGGCGAACAUGAACGCUUUCACAGCCUGGCUGCAUUGAGGGCCCAUCUGGAGUUUGGCCAUACAUACCAACCAAGACACAAUCUCAGUCUCCCAGCCAGCAAGGGGUACUCAAGCUCUCACAACAAAAGGGCCACCCCUGAGACCAAGACAAAAAAAGACGCCGGCACUGACACUAAUUCACAUGACUUUUCAUUCAGCCCUGAUGCCCCUCAAAAUGCAGACACAUGCCCAGAGCCAUUAGUGUCCCCAGGUAAGUGUGUAGCUGGAGUGGAGGUCCCCACUGGUACUGAGCUCCUCUCUGCUCCACUGCCAUCGGUUGGGCAGAGGCUGGAGGGUAUGAUGAGGAUGGCCAGUAGCAGCAUGGAGAGGCGGCUGCUCCGGCUCAGCUCUGAGCUUGCCCAGACAGAUACAGCGCUUAUUUGUGAACGUGCUCACUCGCACCACCUGGCCCAGGAGCGGCAGGAAGUGCUGGAACGGGAGCAGGCUCUCAGCAGGCAGGUUAAUGCUGCCGUCAUGGUCAUUGCCACACUGCGACAGCAGCUUAGCCUGUCCGAGCACGAGCUGGAGCGGAGGGAACAGGAAGUGAUUGCAAUUCAGAAAUUUCUGGAAGCGGCAGCACAACAUGAGAUAUGUGGAAAAGUCCGUUUGCGUCGGUUUAUCGAAGGCCUGCUACGUCGCAUUGCUCUUGCUGAAAGGCUGCUGGAAUAUUACCAGAACAAUCCCCAUCAGAACUACUGCACAGCUCACUCGGUAUCUGCUCUGACCGAGACAGGUCAUCUAAAAAUCAAGAAAAGCAGGUCUACAGUAGCACAGCCUGACCACGAUGAGGAGCUGCUACAUGGGCAUCGUGCCUCUGGGGAGAGACGAGAACAUCACAGCUGGCUUCAGGGUGGAAGGUCAGAUGGUUAUGAGGUUUAG
Messenger RNA from Trichomycterus rosablanca, 1096 nucleotides. It is a transcript of the gene znf365, whose product is annotated as zinc finger protein 365. The record is from RefSeq and is a predicted model, not a curated record. The coding region runs from base 77 to 1096 and encodes 339 amino acids. Lineage: Eukaryota; Metazoa; Chordata; Actinopteri; Siluriformes; Trichomycteridae. Gene Ontology annotation, biological process: regulation of neuron projection development; regulation of double-strand break repair via homologous recombination; telomere maintenance. The transcript is spliced from 5 exons.